Molecule: messenger RNA, 1920 nt
Organism: Exophiala viscosa
Lineage: Eukaryota; Fungi; Ascomycota; Eurotiomycetes; Chaetothyriales; Herpotrichiellaceae
Product: fungal-specific transcription factor domain-containing protein
Exons: 6
Coding region: 1-1920 (639 amino acids)
Biological process (GO): DNA-templated transcription
Cellular component (GO): nucleus
Molecular function (GO): zinc ion binding; DNA-binding transcription factor activity, RNA polymerase II-specific; DNA binding
Source: RefSeq, a predicted model, not a curated record
AUGGCUCUUACUGCCAAAAUCCCCAAUGAGAUCCCUCCAGCCAGGAAAUAUCGUUCAAGGAAACAGAAGCCGUGCGACCAUUGCCGGCGCCGUCGGGUUUGCUGCGUCCGAGAUGCCGAGGGCGCCUGUGCCUUGUGUAGUCGACGAUCAAUUCCAUGCACCUUCAGCUCGAAACCAUCACCCCGGAAGCGUCAAGCCAGGUCUACGGCGGCCAGCACACCUGCAGUGGUAUCAGUGGAUGCUCAGUCAAAUGACCAUGAUGGUGGCAACAAAAAGAGCCGUGCUAGGGAAAGCACUACGCCGAAUGCCUCCUUGGACCAAAAAGCCGGCGCUGAGGGCAAGUAUAUUGGCUUGACCGGUACAGACGAUGUGUACUUUGUCGUGGAUCGCUUUCAAGGCUUGGGAAAUGACCCGGCACGCGAAGCUUACUUUAGGGAAAGAUCAUCUUCCACGCAGUCAGGCUCGUCAAGUGCAUCUGAAGACGCUGCCAGGUCGGUCGAAGCACAGUGGCCUCUUGUUCGAUCCAUCUUCGUCAGGAAUUCUCACCCUGCAUUCCCUUUGCUGGACGCGGAGCUGGCUGAGAGCGACAGACAGUCGCGGCUGUUGGCUGUGGCCAUCGCCAUCAUCACAAAAUACACAUCGCCAGAAUUACUAGGCAUCCACAGCAAUGUGCUGAUCGAAGAGCUCACGUCGUCGAUGCUCCUGGAGGCACGGUCUCCCAGACUCGAAACCGUCGAAGCUGCCAUCUUGUUUACUCAGAAAGCUUUGAGAGGACGAAUGAGUACCAGCGCACCAGGAUUGUGGGCCGUCAUUGGCUGCAUUAUAGGUAUGAGCCAUGAUCUCGGCCUGCAUGUGGACUGCUCGACGUGGAAUAUACCUGCGGCCAUCAAGAGGAGACGAAGGAGAAUAUGGUGGGCCGCAUAUUUCCAAGAUAAAUGGUUUGCCAUGGCUCUGGGCCGACCGUCAUACUUGAACGAUGCCAAUACAACCACGCUCAUGCUGACGGCCGCGGAUUUUGAGGACUGCGACCCAGAAUCGUACGGCGACCAACCAAGGAGGCCCGAGCUAGCCACUGGUAUUCAUUGCUUUGUCGCCAUGGCUGAGUUGGCUGUUAUUCUCAACGAAGUCCUCCUCAACUUCUUCACAAUCGGCUCUGUGGUCAAGUUACGCGAAGUUACAGGCCAGCAUAUCAUCGAUAUUGCCGAUAGGAUCGAGGCAAAAUUGGACAACUGGCGUGCCGUAUAUCUCGACCCAAUUCUGUCACAGCGAUUCUUCCCUGAUGUUACCGGCAGCUUGGAAAUCGCAUACAUCACCGCGCACGUCAUGCUGCUUCGUGGAAUUUUCCCCAAGCUGUAUCGGCGAAAUCUGUCUCUGGACAGCCAUUUCGAUCGUGCCGUCGAGGUCACAUCUCGUGCCAUCUCGCUUGUCGAGACGUUACAAAUCAAUCGCCUCAGUGCGUUUUGGUGGGCUUGCUCCGGGCUCAAUUUCGCACUGGUGGGCACUUUCAUGGCCAGCCUCAAGCGGCUGUCGACUGAUAGCAUUCGUGCAAAAUACUGGGACGAACAACUCGCAUAUUAUCGCAAACUGCUUGCAGCCCACGGGACGGGGUUUUGGCCUGCCAAAUUCGCUGCGACCGCCCUUGAUCUGAUGGCCAAGAAUCUGACCAAGACAACCGGCGAUGCAGCCGACGACGUGAGUGGGAGUGGAGGCGCGAGCGGUGCUGCUAGUAGCAGCGAUGCUUUCGUCAACGGCAAUGGGCUCAUUGAUGCGUUCGCGUCACCAGAGACGUCGUGGUCAGGCGCUUCGUACGACUUCUUCCCUCAUAACCUGACGGUGUUGAACGAGGCGGACUUUUCCACGGACUGGGCUGCUGUCGGUGGUGCAGAGGGGUUUCUAUGGCAGAAUAUGCAUUUGGGGUGA